Molecule: messenger RNA, 1359 nt
Organism: Aspergillus pseudotamarii
Lineage: Eukaryota; Fungi; Ascomycota; Eurotiomycetes; Eurotiales; Aspergillaceae
Product: SDR family oxidoreductase
Exons: 2
Coding region: 1-840 (279 amino acids)
Biological process (GO): triglyceride catabolic process; phosphatidic acid biosynthetic process
Cellular component (GO): endoplasmic reticulum; lipid droplet
Molecular function (GO): acylglycerone-phosphate reductase (NADP+) activity; triacylglycerol lipase activity
Source: RefSeq, a predicted model, not a curated record
AUGGCCCCUAAAUCGGUAUUGAUUACCGGAUGUAGCGAUGAUGGAAUCGGCUCCGGUCUGGCACUCACUUUCCACCAACAAGGCUAUCACGUCUUCGCGACGGCCCGAAAUCUGGACAAAAUGACUAAGCUGAGUGGCGUGUCGAAUGUCACCCUGCUGCCGCUAGACGUGACCGAGCCAAGCCAGAUUGAAGCGGCUGUAACGGCAGUUGAGGCUCAGACCGGCGGAACCUUGGACGUUUUAGUCAAUAACGCCGGUCGCAAUCACUUCAUGCCGUACUUGGACGAAGACGUGGAGCAAGUUAAGGCCCUCUAUGAUAUUAAUGUUUGGGGGCCUUUGCGAGUGACCAAGGCCUUUGUCCCAUUGUUGAUCAAAGCACAAGGCUCAAUCGCUUUCAUCACGUCGAUCUCCGGCUAUCUGAACGUUCCUUUCAUGGGAACCUAUGCCGGCUCGAAACGAGCACUGGAGCUCAUGGCUGACACGCUUCGGCUGGAGUUGAUCCCCUUUCAUGUCAAGGUUCUAUGCAUCCCGACUGGUGCGGUUCGCACUCAAGGGCAGACGUAUUUUGGAGAUUUUAAGCUACCCGAUCAAUCUCUGUAUAAACCAAUUGAAGAAACAAUUGCCGCACGGGCACAGGGCCAGGACGACACUGAGCGAAUGCCCUUGAUGGACUACAGCAGUCAGGUCGUUGCCCAGAUCGAAAAUGGUGCGACAGGCCGCUUUUGGUGUGGGGCCAACGCCGACAGGACGAAGGCUACCAUAAGCGGUGAUUCCAAUGACAUGAUGGUUAGUGCUGUUUUUUUUAUUCUUAUUUUUCUUUCGUUGGAAAAUGCGGUCUAACGAGACACUAAUGCAUGCAUUUAUGCAGGACGACAUCUUCGUCAAGAUCACUCGGCUGGAUACGUUGUGAAUACAUUGGCUUCAUUUGGGGGCUUGCUUUCAAUCGGACAACUUCCGUCGGGGAAUAGAUUAGUGUCAAUAGGUAGCAAUCAAUCAACUAUGUAACCAUGGCUUACUGGUCAUACCCGAUAUCCUCUGGACUGUGUGGACAGCAGGCCACGUCUGAUUACUGCAUAAUGUUUCCUACCUACUAUAGUCAUCCGCUAUCUCACUACAUGUAGAUCCCUUUUCGCUGAGGCAUGCACCAACAGUGGUAAUAUCAUAAUAGGUUUCCGAUUAGCUGAAAUUCCAAGGUGGUCAUAUGCAACGAUUCGGAGGCGCUAGAGAGGUAGCUAAUGUAUUAAUGACCAACUACAAAAUUGGAGCUUUCUGCCUCUGGCUCAUGAACGGAUCCUGGAUAUAUUAAAUAUUGCAUCCUCGUUCAAAUAUGCAAGUCACAGUCAAGCAAACAUGAUUUCC